Messenger RNA from Hemiscyllium ocellatum (epaulette shark), 2798 nucleotides. RefSeq names its product RAD21 cohesin complex component b (gene rad21b). Gene Ontology annotation, biological process: replication-born double-strand break repair via sister chromatid exchange; synaptonemal complex assembly; mitotic sister chromatid cohesion. Bases 145 to 2037 code for a protein of 630 amino acids. Lineage: Eukaryota; Metazoa; Chordata; Chondrichthyes; Orectolobiformes; Hemiscylliidae. The transcript has 14 exons. The record is from RefSeq and is a predicted model, not a curated record. Gene Ontology annotation, molecular function: protein binding; chromatin binding. Gene Ontology annotation, cellular component: cohesin complex; synaptonemal complex.
CGGCUGCGGCGGCCGCCAUCUUGUUUACUCGGGCAGUGUUUGUGUGUGAAGCUGGGGGUUGUUGGAGAGGGAUACCGGUCUAACCGCGGAAGCAGAGCUGCAGUGGACCGUUUAUGAUCUUGUGCUAUAAAAUAACCACAGAAGAUGUUUUACGCUCACUUUGUGUUGAGCAAGCGUGGGCCACUAGCCAAAAUCUGGCUAGCGGCCCAUUGGGACAAGAAGCUUACCAAAGCCCAUGUGUUUGAAUGUAAUCUGGAGAGCAGUGUGGAAAGUAUAAUUUCUCCAAAGGUUAAGAUGGCUUUGCGAACCUCUGGACACCUUUUACUAGGUGUGGUGAGGAUUUAUCAUCGAAAAGCUAAAUAUCUGCUGGCAGACUGUAAUGAAGCCUUCAUAAAGAUUAAAAUGGCUUUCCGUCCAGGGGUUGUAGAUCUUCCAGAGGAGAACAGAGAGGCUGCAUACAAUGCUAUCACUUUGCCUGAAGAAUUUCAUGAUUUUGACCAGCCGUUACCUGACUUAGAUGAUAUUGAUGUGGCUCAACAGUUUACCUUGAAUCAGAGUAGAGUGGAAGAGAUCACGAUGCGAGAGGAAGUGGGCAACAUAACUUUACUUCAGGACAAUGACUUUGGUGAUUUUGGUGUGGAUGAUCGUGAGAUCAUGCGAGAAGGCAGCACAUUUGAAGAGGAUAUAAUGGGAAGCACCAGUGAUUCUAAUCUAUUGUUGGAGCCAGUGCAAAACACCACAGCCCAGCUGGCUGAGAAAAGUAACCAUUUGGCGUACGACGAUCCCCUCAAAAAUGAUGGAUUUGGAGAUGGAAUUGAUGGUGGAAUUCUUGAUGACAAACUUUUAAGUCAUGAUGAUGGUGGUAUUUUUGAUGAUCCGCCGGUGCUACCUGAUGGAGGAGUUUUAAUGCCAGAGGAACCUAUUCAUAAUGAUGAUGAAGAUGAUGUUAUGUCCAUGGGUGGGCCAGAGAGUCCGGAUUCUGAUGAUCCAGUUGAACCUCUACCUACAAUGACUGAUCAGACAACUUUAGUACCAAAUGAAGAAGAAGCAUUUGCUUUGGAGCCAAUUGAUAUAACUGUUAAGGAGACAAAAGCCAAAAGAAAACGGAAACUGAUUGUUGAUAGUGUAAAAGAACUGGACAGUAAAACAAUUCGGGCACAGUUAAGUGACUACUCUGACAUUGUAACUACGUUGGAUCUUGCACCACCUACCAAGAAACUUAUGAUGUGGAAGGAAACCGGUGGUGUGGAAAAAUUGUUCUCCCUUCCAGCUCAGCCUCUUUGGAAUAACAGGUUGCUUAAGCUUUUUACGCGCUGCCUCACGCCAAUUGUUCCAGAUGAGCUAAGAAAAAAAAGAAAAGGAGGUGAAGCAGACAACUUGGAACAAUUCCUGAAAGAGAUUGAAAAUCCAGAAGUGCCAAGAGAGGAGCAGCAUCCACAACAGCAGCAGCGUGACAUAAUUGAUGAACCUAUCUUGGAAGAGCCUAGUCGUCUACAGGAAUCCAUAUUGGAAAGCAGUAGAACUGCACUAGAUGAGUCCAUUAUGCCCCCGCCACAGAGAGUCGUUAAACGUAAAUCGAAGGAAAUGGAAUCUGAACCCACAGUACCUCAAGAUGAGCAACAGCAGCCACAGCAGCAGGAACAAGAACUGCAAAUUCCACCAGUAGAGCUUCCUCCAGAGGAACUGCAUAUCACUGACCUUGUUCCAGAGCUUGCUGUUCUACCAGAGAAGAAAGAAAAAGAUGAAGAAGAGGAAGAGGAGGAAGAAGAAACCGUGGGAGGUGACCAGGAUCAGGAAGAGAGGCGGUGGAACAAAAGAACCCAGCAAAUGCUUCAUGGUCUACAGAGAGCUCUGGCUAAAACGGGAGCCGAAUCUAUUAGCCUGUCAGAUUUAUGUCGAAAAAACAACCGGAAACAAGCAGCUGCAAAAUUCUACAGUUUUUUGGUACUUAAAAAGCAACAGGCAAUUGAGCUUACGCAGACUGAGCCUUACAGCGACAUUAUUGCAACUCCAGGACCAAGAUUCAACAUUGUCUGAUCUGAUUAAUCUUGAAUGACUAGUGUGUAUUCACUAGAUAUGUAUUGCCCCAUAAGGGGAUCUAAGACCAUACAAUACUUUAAAUUGGUUUUAAUGUAUAUUGAGUUAAAAGAUUAUUUUGGACAGAAAGACUCUUAAAUUUUUUGGAAUUAGGUGUGCUAUUCCAGUGUUUAUGGUAAAUACAAGUAACUCACACUCCUUGACAGGUUUUAUACUGAAUCAUGAUUGGAGAAAUGCAUAAUGUUUCAGGUAUAUUAUGAAUACAUUUCUGUGCAGACAUAAUUAUGGCUUUGUUGAUUGCAUUGUUCAUAAAUGAUACCUGUGUCAUGCCACUGCUGCUGGUAAACUCUCAAAAUGUCGGUUGAUGAAAUUUAUAUGUCUACAACACAGUAGUAGAGAAGUUGAUAUUCAACACUUGCACUUAAUUUAACUUUUAGAUUUGUGUGCUGGUUCCUCUACGUUGACAUACUUUCAUAACACAGUCUACCAGUACGCCCAUUGUCCACUGGAAUUACAAACUAUCUGUUAAAAUGCAACCAAGGAUAUAUGAAAUAUUAAUUUUAAAUACAUACUCAUAAUUUUAGGAUGCUUUAACAGUCUGGAGUGUUACAAUGCUGUUUUAAACAUAAUGUGCCUGUAAGCUUAUAUUCUCUUUUUGUAUAAAAUGUGUAGAUAAUUUUUAAUGAAUGUUUAAUUAUGGAAAAGGUGAAAGCUUUCAUUUUAAGCAGCAUUUUGCUUAUGCUACUGAGUCUCUAGUUUGU